Molecule: messenger RNA, 1025 nt
Organism: Athalia rosae (coleseed sawfly)
Lineage: Eukaryota; Metazoa; Arthropoda; Insecta; Hymenoptera; Athaliidae
Gene: Taf9
Product: transcription initiation factor TFIID subunit 9
Exons: 3
Coding region: 191-925 (244 amino acids)
Biological process (GO): DNA-templated transcription initiation; RNA polymerase II preinitiation complex assembly
Cellular component (GO): SAGA complex; transcription factor TFIID complex
Molecular function (GO): protein heterodimerization activity; RNA polymerase II general transcription initiation factor activity; transcription coactivator activity
Source: RefSeq, a predicted model, not a curated record
ACGAUAAAUACGAAUCUCGAAACACCGAGCGAGAUGCGCAGCACCAUCGCAUACUAUUUCAUCAGUCAACUUCAAAAGAAUACAAUUUAGUGUAUUGACAAAAGUCUAACCUAAGUAGAGAAAGUUGACGAAAUAAUUCAUAGCAAAGCCAUAAAAUUCUAUUAACUGUGUAUUAACGACAAAUACCGAAAUGGCUGAUAAGCCAAAAUCAAUGAACCAAGUAAAACAUGUUCCAAAAGAUGCUCAGGUUAUUAUGUCUGUGAUGAAAGACAUGGAAAUACCAGAUUACGAGCCAAAGGUUAUAAAUCAACUAUUGGAAUUUACUUAUCGCUACGUAACCUGCAUCUUAGACGACAGUAGGGUGUACGCUAAUCAUGCAAAGAAAAAGUUCAUCGACUUAGACGAUGUGAGAUUGGCUGUCAAAAUGCAGUUGGAACGUUCUUUCACUAACCCACCACCCCGAGAUGUACUUCUGGAUGUAGCUAAAGCAAAGAACAAUAUUCCCCUACCUUUCGUUAAGCCCAACAAUGGACUACGUCUUCCACCUGAUCGUUACUGCCUGAACUCGACAAAUUACAAGCUUAAAAAUGCAACAAAAAAAAUUGUCACCAAAGCACUACAUACUAUUGUAGGCAACAGUUUUAGCGGAGGUCAAACACGUCUGAAAAUGGAACCUAACAAAACUGGUCUAUCAAUAGUCAAAAGACCAGGCACACUUGCCACUGUUGCUAGAACUCAAGCUAUUUCAAUACCGAAGCCUGUCUUUAAAUUUUCGACCGGUUCUGCUGGAACUGCAGCAGUGAAGUCAGCAGUCGGAAAACCAAAAAUUCAGAUCUCUUCUGGUCAGCCUGUUCCCGUUAUAAAAAUGGAGACUGAUGAAUCAGCAAAGAGGAAAAGAGAAGAAGAAGAUUAUGACAUUGCUUGAAACAGCUUUAAUCGAAUCUUAAAUUUUGCCUUCGUGUUUGUACCAUGUCUAUUUUCAUGAUUAAUGUUGUUAUAAAAAUAAAACUUCCGAUAAGCUCCCA